Messenger RNA from Brassica oleracea var. oleracea, 464 nucleotides. RefSeq lists its product as uncharacterized. Gene Ontology annotation, biological process: transcription preinitiation complex assembly; DNA-templated transcription initiation. Bases 10 to 390 code for a protein of 126 amino acids. Gene Ontology annotation, molecular function: TBP-class protein binding. The transcript is spliced from 2 exons. Gene Ontology annotation, cellular component: nucleus; transcription preinitiation complex. The record is from RefSeq and is a predicted model, not a curated record. NCBI's taxonomy places the organism in Eukaryota, Viridiplantae, Streptophyta, Magnoliopsida, Brassicales, Brassicaceae.
AAUAACUGAAUGCUCCUCAUGCGGCCGCGUGGUAGAAGAGCGCCAAACCCGAUCUUCGCUCGCUCCUCCCUCUCCUUCUCAGGCCACCUCGCCGAGCUCGAACGAACCCUGGAGCUCGCUUCGAAUUCGACGAACUCGUCGUCGUCGACGGUGGUUGUGGAUAGCCUUAGGGCUUAUAUGCAGAUCGUCGACGUGGCGUCGAUUUUGGGAUUGGAUUGCGAUAUCUCCGAGCAUGCUUUCGAGUUGUUUAGGGAUUGCUGCUCAGCUACUUGCUUGAGGAACAGAAGCGUCGAGGCGUUGGCUACUGCUUGUCUUGUUCAAGCUAUUAGAGAAGCUCAAGAGCCUCCCAACUCUUCAGGAUUCUGUCUAAUACCUUUUGCUUUGCUUUGAACAAUAGGAGAUCUCAAUUGCAUCCAAUGUACAGCAAAAGGAGAUUGGGAAAGUACAUCAAGAUCUUAGGAGAA